Messenger RNA from Onychostoma macrolepis, 2400 nucleotides. RefSeq names its product zinc-alpha-2-glycoprotein-like. The record is from RefSeq and is a predicted model, not a curated record. Gene Ontology annotation, biological process: immune response. NCBI's taxonomy places the organism in Eukaryota, Metazoa, Chordata, Actinopteri, Cypriniformes, Cyprinidae. Gene Ontology annotation, cellular component: external side of plasma membrane. The transcript has 6 exons. Bases 39 to 1004 code for a protein of 321 amino acids.
UUUUAUGCGUGUUCAUCGCAGUUCUCUCUAAACACGAAAUGAAGCUGAAGUUCUCUCUCAUCGUACAGUUUGCAUACAUAAGCUGCGUUUAUUGCGAGAGACACUAUCUCCAGUUUGUUUACACCAUCCUCACCAAACCUGAUGGGUUCUCCGGUCCUGUGUUCAGUGCAGUGGGUCUGUGUAAUGACAGACAGAUCUCUUCCUACAGCAAUGAAGAAGGAACCUGGAAAAGAGACUGUUUGGAUGCAGAAAUCUGGAGAGACACCGAAGAACCUCAUGAUUCUAGAGACUGGCUUCUACAUUUGGUUAACACUCUCGCAAACUGCACGAGCUCCAGAUGUGACGGCCUCCAUACACUACAGAGGAGAGUCGGCUGUGAGGUGGAUAUGAAUGUGAAUGCAUUUGACGAGUAUGGAUAUGAAGGAGAGGACUUUAUUGCCUUUAAUUAUUCCACAAUGCAGUGGGUUGAUAAAAAUCCAAAGGCAAAAGAAACCAAAAUGAAAUGGGACGCUGACAGAUUUCACAAUCAGCAUCUCCAGUCGUACCUCAACAGCUGCAUGGACUGUAUCUCAAUAUAUAAUGCUUCGAUAAUCACUCCUCCAGCUCUUCACAUGUUUACAUCUGCAGCUCCUCAAGACCAAAGUGAGCUGAUUCUGAGCUGUCUGGCCACUGGCUUCUACCCCAAACACAUAGAGAUGAACAUCACACUAAACAACAUUACACUCCAACCCUUCAGCUCUACUGGAGUCAGACCCAGCGAUAACCAAACCUUUCAGAAGAGAACCAGCGUGAAGAUACACAGAGAUGAGAAACAGAGUUAUGAGUGUCAUGUCCUUCACAGCGGCCAGACAUUUACAACAUCAUGGGAUGGAAGUCUGGAAUCUAGAAGUCAUGAUUGGGCCGCAGUAGCUGCAGGUGCUUUUGCGAUUGCAGUUCUAUGCAUUAUGCCUUUAAUCUACAAAAACAGAAGGUUCAGUGGCCAGAUGAACCACACUAUCCCCUGACUACAACUGAUUCAGAUACACUCUGGUGCAGAUGAUCCAUGGAUAUUCAAGUUCUUCAGUGAAAGGCAGGAUCCUGGAUGUGUCGUCUAUGAUACCAUCAUGUCCGUUGUUUUAACGACACAGUAUGUCACUCACUCAAUCUGCACGAACUACAGGAAAAAACAAAAAAAAAAACAGUUUAUUAUGCUCAUUCAUUUUUACCAUUAAAAACUUUAUUUUUAUUUUUUUUUUGCAGUAUUAGCUUUUUCAUUAGAAUUACAGCCCGACAAGAAAUUAUAACAGUAAUACAUAUACAGAUCCUUAAAUUUCAUUGCAAAUGUCAUCACAUAACUCAAUUACUAAAUGUUCCCUUUCCAGAAAACACAGCAAAGCUCUAUUAUCUCAGGCUACUUACAAUUUUUCUCAAUCGCUUUGGCUCAGUUCUCAAAUUAGUAUUUUUUCUCUCAAAUUAAGAAGUUCAGAUGUCUAAACAAUUAGUUUCUUGUUCACAUCAGAUUUGAAUUUCUUAUUAAUUUAAGCAAAUUGCAUAUGUUUUGGCACAUAUGCAAAUGAAUAAGUGCAAUUGUCUAACAUUUACACAACUAAAUGCACAUGGCUCGUUGAUCGAAACUGACAAGAUGAUUCCCAGUGAAUCGAAAUCUAUCAGACAUGCAUGUAAAUUCCAUAAAUAUCAGACAUGGAAUGGUUUUAGUGUCUGCUACGUUGGCAGAUGGCUUGCCAUUAGGGUUACAAAGGGGUGGAAGAUUUCCUGUAAAUUGUCUGAAAGUUUCGAGAAUUUUGGAAAAUUUCUGGAUUUUUAUUUUUUUUGACAGUUUUGGAUAAAAUAUGUAGAUUUUCUGUAGAAAAUUUCUGCCCCUCUGCAACCCUACUUGCCAUUAUAAUGAAAUGGGAAUCACAACAGUGCUUGAAGUGGGCCGGUACGUACCUGCACUUUAUAUUUUAGUCUUUAGCAUAUCGGCACUUUUUUUGGUGCAUUUCAUGCACUUCUGACAUGUUGCCAGUUCUCAGAGUAAAAGCGUCAGUGUCUGGGUGAUUAGAAAUGAAACUAUAUAAAUCACACAACCAGGAGGGGUCACCUCAUCUCGACAAAUACUGUAUGUGAAAAGCAUUAAUGCGUAUUUUCUGUAGCCAAAAACAUUGUGCCAUUUAAUAUUUCAGCACUUCUGCACUAAAAUUAAUUAAAUAAUUAAAUUAGAAAAGAAUGUACAGCCAUUGUGACCCCCCCCCCCCCCAUAAUAUAAAUUAUGUAAUGUGUUAAAUGUAUUUAAUGUAAUUGUUUCCUAUCCAUUUGCAGCUAUACGUGUCUGUAAAAUAUGCUAUGCAAUUUAUUUGGCUUUUCCUUGGUUGUUCCUUGUAACUAAAUGCACCUUAUAAUUAUUUCAGGGAAUGCAUGUUU